AUGUCUAAAGUAUUUUUUGAUAUUAACAUAGAUGGAUAAGAAAAAGGAAGAAUUGUAUUUUAAUUAUCUGACUAAACCCCUAAAACAUCUGAUAAUUUCAGAAUUUUAUGCACUGGAGAAAAAGGAUUUGGCUACAAAGGAUGUGGUUUCCAUAGAAUUAUACCUUAAUUUAUGAUUUAAGGAGGUGAUUUUACUGCUGGAAACGGAACUGGUGGAAAAUCUAUCUAUGGUGAAAAAUUUGCAGAUGAAAACUUCAUAUUGAAACACACUAAGCCUUACCUUUUAUCUAUGGCUAAUGCUGGUCCUAACACUAAUGGCUCUUAAUUCUUCAUUACAACUGUAGCAUGUCCCUGGUUAGAUGGAAAACACGUUGUUUUCGGUGAAGCUAUUGAAGGAUAAGAAAUUAUUAAUGCAUUAGAAUAAUAAGGAUCUUAAAAUGGAAAAACUAAAGUAAAAUGCUAUAUCUCUAAUUGCGGAUAACUUUAAAAUUGAUAUUA
Messenger RNA from Ichthyophthirius multifiliis, 497 nucleotides. Its product is annotated as peptidyl-prolyl cis-trans isomerase, putative. NCBI's taxonomy places the organism in Eukaryota, Ciliophora, Oligohymenophorea, Hymenostomatida. The record is from RefSeq and is a predicted model, not a curated record. The transcript has a single exon. Gene Ontology annotation, biological process: protein folding; protein peptidyl-prolyl isomerization. Gene Ontology annotation, molecular function: peptidyl-prolyl cis-trans isomerase activity.